This is a messenger RNA of Bradysia coprophila, 1821 nucleotides long. It is a transcript of the gene Gk1, whose product is annotated as Glycerol kinase 1. Gene Ontology annotation, cellular component: mitochondrion. Gene Ontology annotation, biological process: glycerol metabolic process; triglyceride metabolic process; glycerol-3-phosphate biosynthetic process. The record is from RefSeq and is a predicted model, not a curated record. Gene Ontology annotation, molecular function: glycerol kinase activity. NCBI's taxonomy places the organism in Eukaryota, Metazoa, Arthropoda, Insecta, Diptera, Sciaridae.
CAGAAACAGCAAAACACCAAAAAUCCGGGUAUGUAUUUGUCAUACAGUUAAAUAAUAUCAAUAAAUCGGUGAGUGCAUACUUUAGCCGUUAUUUAUCCGAUUGGGAGUAAAAAUUAAAGUGAAGAGGAUGAAGUGCUACAACAUUUCACUGAGUUAUUUGAGUUCCUUCAGUCAUAAAAACAAUAGUGUUCAUUGUUUUGGUGAUUACAUAAGCUUAAAGCUUAAAGUACACAAGCAACAUGCCAACACUAGUCGGAGCUAUUGAUGAGGGCACAUCUUCUGCUAGAUUUAUCCUAUUCGAAGCUGGUACAGCGAAUGUCGUGUGCUAUCAUCAAAUUGAAAUUCCGCAAAUAACACCUCAAGAAGGAUGGGUCGAACAAGAUCCAAUGCUCAUUCUAGAGGUCGUUCAGCGUUGCAUGGAAAUUACCAUCGAGAAACUGAUUAAAAUGAACGGUGACCCGAAGGACAUUGUUGCGGUUGGCGUUACAAAUCAACGAGAAACGACCAUUGUGUGGGACAAAACUACAGGCAAACCACUUCACAAUGCAAUCAUUUGGUUAGAUAUGCGUACAUCAAGCACCGUUGAUCGACUAUUGGAGAAGGUGCCGAACAAAGUGAAAAAUAAAAACUACCUGCAGCCGUUGUGUGGUCUGCCAUUGUCACCAUACUUUUCGGCAGUGAAACUGAAAUGGUUAAUGGAUAAUGUGCUGAGCGUACAACAGGCGAUUCAUAAUCAAACCUGUCUUUUCGGAACGGUUGAUUCAUGGCUACUGUGGAAUUUAACUGGAGGCGUAAACAAUGGUGUUCAUUGUACGGAUGUUACGAAUGCGAGUCGAACAAUGUUGAUGAACAUCGAAACAUUGCAAUGGGAUACGCAUCUGUGCAAUUUUUUCGGUGUCAGCAAGAAACUGCUACCGGAAAUUCGAUCGAGUUCCGAAGUAUAUGGCGUCUUUGCGGACGGAGUGCUCAAGGGAAUUCCAUUAUCGGGAUGUUUAGGCGAUCAACAAUCAGCAUUGGUGGGGCAACAGUGCUUGAGUCAAGGCCAAACGAAAGCUACGUACGGAACCGGUUGUUUCCUUUUAUACAAUACCGGAAAUGCCAGUGUGAAUUCGUCGCAUGGCCUUCUGACGACGGUUGCAUAUCAGCUGGGACCGGAAACGCCACCAGUCUACGCAUUGGAAGGAUCUGUUGCGAUUGCAGGGGCGGCAAUUAGAUGGCUUCAAGACAACAUCAACUUGAUUGAAAGCGUAAAGGAAAUCGAAGAAGUAACAAACAGCGUUGAGAACAGUGGUGAUGUGUAUUUCGUACCAGCAUUUAGUGGUCUCUAUGCACCAUAUUGGCAUCAAGAUGCUAGAGGUGUAAUUUGUGGCAUAACAGAAGACACCCAACGCGGACACAUUCUACGUGCAUCAUUUGAAGCAGUCUGCUUCCAAGUUCGUGACAUUCUCGAUGCUAUGAAGAAGGACUGUGGAAUUCCUCCGCAGAAGGUACAAGUAGAUGGUGGCAUGACAUCGAAUCAAUUGCUGAUGCAAUUGCAAUCUGACCUAAUUGGACUGGACGUAAUAAAGCCGGAAAUGGCCGAAUCAACGGCUUUGGGUGCCGCCAUGGUUGCCGGCAGAGCCGUUGGUAAAUGGGACAUGACAUUGCCGAUACCAUUGAAAUCGUCUUCCUUCAAAUCGACAAUCACCGACGACGAGCGAGAUAUGAGGUAUUCGAAGUGGAAAAUGGCAGUGGAGAGAUCACUCGGAUGGGAAAUUGCAACAACGUAGAUAUAGUUGAAUGGGGAAUGAGGGAAAUCAUUAAAGAGUUUUCAUUUUGAAA